AUGCUGGCUGUCCCAGAGAUGGGCCUGCAAGGGCUGUACAUUGGCUCUAGCCCCGAGCGGUCCCCCGUGCCCAGCCCGCCCGGCUCCCCAAGGACCCAGGAAAGCUGUGGAAUUGCCCCCCUCACACCCUCGCAGUCUCCAAAGCCGGAGGCCCGAGCCCCGCAACAUGCUCCCUUCUCUGUGGUGGUGGCCAUUGACUUUGGCACCACCUCCAGUGGCUAUGCCUUCAGCUUUGCCAGUGAUCCUGAAGCCAUCCACAUGAUGAGGAAAUGGGAGGGCGGGGACCCAGGAGUGGCCCACCAGAAGACCCCCACCUGCCUGCUGUUGACCCCGGAGGGCGCCUUUCACAGCUUUGGCUACACUGCCCGCGAUUACUACCACGAUCUGGACCCUGAGGAGGCGCGGGACUGGCUCUAUUUCGAGAAGUUCAAGAUGAAGAUCCACAGCGCCACUGAUCUCACCCUGAAGACCCAGCUGGAGGCCGUAAACGGAAAGAAAAUGCCUGCCCUGGAGGUGUUCGCCCAUGCCCUACGCUUCUUCAAGGAGCAUGCCCUUCAGGAGCUGAGGGAGCAGUGCCCAUCGCUGCCAGAGAAGGACACCGUGCGCUGGGUGUUGACGGUGCCUGCCAUCUGGAAACAGCCUGCCAAGCAGUUCAUGCGUGAGGCUGCCUACCUGGCUGGCCUGGUGUCGAGGGAGGAUGCAGACCAACUACUCAUCGCCCUGGAGCCAGAGGCUGCCUCUGUCUAUUGCCGCAAGCUGCGUCUACACCAGCUCGUGGACCUAAGCAGCCGGGCUCCAGGCAGUGGACGCCUGGGUGAGCGCCGCUCCAUCGAUUCCAGCUUCCGGCAGGCCCGCGAGCAGCUGCGCCGGUCCCGCCACAGCCGCACGUUCCUGGUGGAGUCCGGCGUCGGAGAGCUGUGGGCAGAGAUGCAAGCAGGAGACCGCUACGUGGUGGCAGACUGCGGGGGAGGCACGGUGGACCUGACCGUGCACCAGCUGGAGCAGCCGCAUGGCACGCUAAAGGAACUCUACAAGGCAUCUGGUGGCCCCUAUGGCGCGGUGGGCGUGGACCUGGCUUUUGAGCAGCUGCUGGGCCGCAUCUUUGGAGAAGAUUUCAUCGCCACCUUCAAAAGGCAACGCCCGGCAGCCUGGGUGGAUCUGACCAUCGCCUUUGAGGCCCGCAAACGGACGGCAGGCCCACACCGUGCAGGGGCACUCAACAUCUCGCUGCCUUUCUCCUUCAUUGACUUCUACCGCAAGCAGCGAGGCCACAACGUGGAGACAGCCCUGCGCCGGAGCAGCGUGAACUUCGUGAAGUGGUCCUCACAGGGGAUGCUCAGGAUGACUUGUGAGGCCAUGAACGAGCUCUUUCAGCCCACGGUCAGUGGGAUCAUCCAGCACAUAGAGGCGCUGCUGGCACGGCCCGAGGUGCAGGGCGUGAAGCUGCUGUUCCUGGUGGGCGGCUUUGCCGAGUCGGCUGUGCUGCAGCACGCGGUGCAGGCGGCGCUGGGCGCCCGCGGCCUGCGCGUGGUGGUCCCGCACGACGUGGGCCUCACCAUCCUCAAGGGCGCGGUGCUGUUCGGGCAGGCGCCGGGCGUGGUGCGGGUGCGCCGCUCGCCGCUCACCUACGGCGUAGGCGUGCUCAACCGAUUCGUGGCUGGGCGCCACCCGCCCGAGAAACUGCUGGUCCGCGACGGCCGUCGCUGGUGCACCGACGUCUUCGAGCGCUUCGUGGCCGCCGAGCAGUCGGUGGCCCUGGGUGAGGAGGUGCGGCGCAGCUAUUGCCCGGCGCGCCCGGGCCAGCGGCGCGUGCUCAUCAACCUGUACUGCUGCGCCGCCGAGGACGCGCGCUUCAUCACAGACCCCGGCGUGCGCAAGUGUGGCGCGCUCAGCCUGGAGCUAGAGCCCUACGACGGUGCGUCCUCCGGCCGCCGCGAGAUCCGCGCCGCCAUGCAGUUUGGCGACACCGAGAUUAAGGUCACCGCCGUCGACGUCAGCACCAAUCGCUCCGUGCGCGCCGCCAUCGACUUUCUUUCCAACUGA
Puma concolor (puma) is the source of this 2043-nucleotide messenger RNA. NCBI's taxonomy places the organism in Eukaryota, Metazoa, Chordata, Mammalia, Carnivora, Felidae. The record is from RefSeq and is a predicted model, not a curated record.